AUGGAAUCAGACAUUAAACCUGUUUUAAGUUUAAAUGCAACAGUUUUAAAACGUAUGGAGCCAAUUAUAUCCAAACUUCCUAGUGAUCCCUUUGAAAUCGCUGCUGUUGCUCAAUCAAAUGGUGAAAAUGUCCAAAGACUAUCUUGCUGUAUUAAAUUAAUCAGAAUGUAUUAUAAUGCAAUUCCACAGUUAGUUAUUUCCGGCAAAACAUCUAAAUAUAUCGAUAAAUUUAAUCAUAAAUUUGAAGAAGAAUUGACAAUUUCAAAACGAAUUGAUCCAAAAAGUAUUACUGCAUUAUUCACAUGCUGUAUGAUUUCUGUUGGAACAGGAGCUAUUAAAAAAUACUUGCAAGCUCCUUCGUCACCAAAUCCAUUUGCUCAAUGUAUGCGAAUCAUUUGCAGAAUCACAUGGUUUUUGCGAUCGAGAUAUAGAUUACUUGAUGAUUUACAUUCACAAAAUAAAAUUGGAAUAUUAAAUAACAGUUUGAGAAUUGCAAAUUUCCGUGAUCUCUGUGCAAGUGGUCAGAGAGCUGCAAUAUUCGCUGCAACAUCUAUACCAAGUAAUGUUGAUCUUAGACUAUUCGCUUACCAUGUUCCAAGAAGAUAUAUUACAGAUUCUGUGAAGAGUUUGUAUGAAGAGUUCAAAAAGAUGCUUUCUGAUGAACGUAGAAACGAACUUGAAGAUCUGGAAGUUCAAGUUGAUCUAUUACUCAAGGCAAAACUAUCUCCAACGUUUUUCUCAGCAAAAUCAAACGUUGAUGACACAAUUUUAGCUUUAUUCCCGUUCGAAGAUAUUUAUGAUGAUGUAUUUGAGAAUAUGCUUAGUGGAUAUCUGCAUGAAAUAGCUCCUGAUCACGAAUUUGACAUUUUUAAGGAAGAUUUCGAAAAAGCAGCAACAAAAGCAGCGAGUGUAAGACUUGGAAAGGUCAAAAGACAUUUUGAUCUCGUUCAUAUUGUUAAUCACGAUGUUCCUCCAUUAGGUUGGGAGCCUCCAUCGAAUAUUAGUGAAGAAAGUAGAACAAAAAAGACUACAAAACCAGGUGAUUUCACAAUGUUUGAUAUGUUCAAGACUGAUCAGAACUUCAUUGAGAAUUCAAGGAAGCUUUACCAGAAAAAGUAUUAA
Trichomonas vaginalis G3 is the source of this 1122-nucleotide messenger RNA. RefSeq lists its product as uncharacterized. The coding region runs from base 1 to 1122 and encodes 373 amino acids. The transcript has a single exon. The record is from RefSeq and is a predicted model, not a curated record. NCBI's taxonomy places the organism in Eukaryota, Parabasalia, Trichomonadida, Trichomonadidae.